GGGGAGGCGGGGCCGGGGAGCUGGGUGCGCGCCCGUCCCUCGGAGCCGCCGCCGUCAGUCACCGCCGCCGCGCGCCAGAGAGAAGCAGCCUCCGGCCCCGGCGGCCCCUGUCUCCCGACCCCGGAAGGCGAAGCAGGCUGCCCGGGGACCCCGCGCGUCGGCGCUUGAAGCGGAGACCAACCUGCCCGGGCCUGGGCAGGGGGAGCAGGGCCUUGGACCCCGCGGCGCCCCUCGGCCUCGGAGCAACGAGCGCAGCGCCGCCUCUGCAGAGCCAAUCCAUUCAGGAUGGGAAACCACGCAGGCAAACGAGAAUUAAAUGCCGAGAAGGCCAGUACGAAUAGUGAAACUAACAGAGGAGAAUCUGAAAAAAAGAGAAACCUGGGUGAACUUUCACGGACAACCUCAGAGGACAACGAAGUGUUCGGAGAGGCAGAUGCGAACCAGAACAAUGGGACCUCCUCUCAGGACACAGCGGUGACUGACUCCAAGCGCACAGCGGACCCAAAGAAUGCCUGGCAGGAUGCCCACCCAGCUGACCCAGGGAGCCGCCCCCACUUGAUCCGCCUCUUUUCCCGAGAUGCCCCAGGGAGGGAGGACAACACCUUCAAAGACAGGCCCUCUGAGUCCGACGAGCUCCAGACCAUCCAAGAAGACGGUGCAGCCACCUCCGAGAGCCUGGAUGUGAUGGCGUCACAGAAGAGACCCUCCCAGAGGCACGGAUCCAAGUACCUGGCCACAGCAAGUACCAUGGACCAUGCCAGGCAUGGCUUCCUCCCAAGGCACAGAGACACGGGCAUCCUUGACUCCAUCGGGCGCUUCUUUGGCGGUGACAGGGGUGCGCCCAAGCGGGGCUCUGGCAAGGACUCACACCACCCGGCAAGAACUGCUCACUACGGCUCCCUGCCCCAGAAGUCACACGGCCGGACCCAAGAUGAAAACCCCGUAGUCCACUUCUUCAAGAACAUUGUGACGCCUCGCACACCACCCCCGUCGCAGGGAAAGGGGAGAGGACUGUCCCUGAGCAGAUUUAGCUGGGGGGCCGAAGGCCAGAGACCAGGAUUUGGCUACGGAGGCAGAGCGUCCGACUAUAAAUCGGCUCACAAGGGAUUCAAGGGAGUCGAUGCCCAGGGCACGCUUUCCAAAAUUUUUAAGCUGGGAGGAAGAGAUAGUCGCUCUGGAUCACCCAUGGCUAGACGCUGAAAACCCACCUGGUUCCGGAAUCCUGUCCUCAGCUUCUUAAUAUAACUGCCUUAAAACUUUAAUCCCACUUGCCCCUGUUACCUAAUUAGAGCAGAUGACCCCUCCCCUAAUGCCUGCGGAGUUGUGCACGUAGUAGGGUCAGGCCACGGCAGCCUACCAGCAAUUUCCGGCCAACAGUUAAAUGAGAACAUGAAAACAGAAAACGGUUAAAACUGUCCCUUUCUGUGUGAAGAUCACGUUCCUUCCCCCGCAGUGUGCCCCCAGACGCACGUGGGUCUUCAGGGGGCCAGGUGCACAGACGUCCCUCCACGUUCACCCCUCCACCCUUGGACUUUCUUUUCGCCGUGGCUGCGGCACCCUUGCGCUUUUGCUGGUCACUGCCAUGGAGGCACACAGCUGCAGAGACAGAGGACGUGGGCGGCAGAGAGGACUGUUGACAUCCAAGCUUCCUUUGUUUUUUUUUCCUGUCCUUCUCUCACCUCCUAAAGUAGACUUCAUUUUUCCUAACAGGAUUAGACAGUCAAGGAGUGGCUUACUACAUGUGGGAGCUUUUGGUAUGUGACAUGCGGGCUGGGCAGCUGUUAGAGUCCAACGUGGGGCAGCACAGAGAGGGGGCCACAUCCCCAGGCCGUGGCUGCCCACACACCCCAAUUAGCUGAAUUCGCGUGUGGCAGAGGGAGGAAAAGGAGGCAAACGUGGGCUGGGCAAUGGCCUCACAUAGGAAACAGGGUCUUCCUGGAGAUUUGGUGAUGGAGAUGUCAAGCAGGUGGCCUCUGGACGUCACCGUUGCCCUGCAUGGUGGCCCCAGAGCAGCCUCUAUGAACAACCUCGUUUCCAAACCACAGCCCACAGCCGGAGAGUCCAGGAAGACUUGCGCACUCAGAGCAGAAGGGUAGGCGUCCUCUAGACAGCCUCGCAGCCGCGCCAGUCGCCCAUAGACACUGGCUGUGACCGGGCGUGCUGGCAGCGGCAGUGCACAGUGGCCAGCACUAACCCUCCCCGAGAAGAUAACCGGCUCAUUCACUUCCUCCCAGAAGACGCGUGGUAGCGAGUAGGCACAGGCGUGCACCUGCUCCCGAAUUACUCACCGAGACACACGGGCUAAGCAGACGGCCCCGUGGAUGGAGACAAAGAGCUCUUCUGACCAUAUCCUUCCUAACACCCGCUGACAUCUCCUUUCGCGCCUCCCUCCCUAACCUACUGACCCACCUUUUGAUUUUAGCGCACCCGUGAUAGGCCUUCCAAAGAGUCCCACGCUGGCAUCGCCCUCCCCGAGGACGGAGAUGAGGAGUAGUCAGCGUGAUGCCAAAACGCGUCUUCUUAAUCCAAUUCUAAUAAUUCUGAAUGUUUCGUGUGGGCUUAAUACCAUGUCUAUUAAUAUAUAGCUUCGAUGAUGAGAGGGUUACAAAGAACAAAACUCCAGACACAAACCUCCAAAUUUUUCAGCAGAAGCACUCUGCGUCGCUGAGCUGAGGUCGGCUCUGCGAUCCAUACGUGGCCGCACCCACACAGCACAUGCUGUGACGAUGGCUGAACGGAAAGUGUACACUGUUCCUGAAUAUUGAAAUAAAACAAUAAACUUUUAAUGGUA
Messenger RNA from Pan troglodytes (chimpanzee), 2791 nucleotides. It is a transcript of the gene MBP, whose product is annotated as myelin basic protein. Gene Ontology annotation, molecular function: structural constituent of myelin sheath. The record is from RefSeq and is a predicted model, not a curated record. NCBI's taxonomy places the organism in Eukaryota, Metazoa, Chordata, Mammalia, Primates, Hominidae. Gene Ontology annotation, biological process: myelination. Bases 286 to 1200 code for a protein of 304 amino acids. The transcript has 9 exons. Gene Ontology annotation, cellular component: neuronal cell body; internode region of axon; compact myelin.